ACAGCGAAAAGAUAGAGUUCAGCAAAUGAUUUAAAGUUUUUCCGUAAAAGUCACAAACACAAACUCCAAGUGAAAAUGUCAUUUCUAACGCGUGAAUAUAAUUUCUACGAAUCAGAAUUAGCCGCCGCUAAAGAUCAGCGCACAAUGGCUAUGCGCAGCGUCAAGAAGCUAUUUCGGCCGUUGAUGCGCAUUAUCAAGAAGAAGCAGUUAUUGCAGAAGACGCUCACCGAAGUGAAGCAACAGAAUGAUUACAAUUCAUCGCUAGAAGAUAUGCGUAAAGAUCCAGCCGCGCUAAGUGCGCACGAUGACAAUUUGGCGAAUGAAGCAUUGGAGCAACGCCUCUAUGCAGAAUUACAGCAAUGCAGCAGCACACCCGAAUCGGCGGCGAUUAUUGUGCGUGAGGGUGAUAGUCAGAAAAUUGUGCCCGUGAAACAGCAACAAUACAUACCAGUGCAUUUUGCGCGCACCAGCAAUGGCACAUUCUUCUGGACCUCCACCGAUAUGCCACGCCAACAUGAGCACCAAUUGCGUCAGCAACUCGAUCGCUGGGGACAGGCGUAAGCGUUAGCGUGACGGCAAACAGGAGCUGAGUUCCAGUUUUAGUAGAAGAAGAAGGAUGGGCUCACUCGCCAGAGUAGCUAUGGUAGCAGCUUUAAGCGCAACGGCCACUUUGCAGCCCAGGCGAAGCGGCACAUUUGCGCAUUGACCGCACCGCGCACGCCCGCCACGCGUUCGCGGUUUUAGCUUCCUAUUUUUUAUGUGUACUCGUAUGUGUGUGGUUUUGAAUUUUUUAAAUUGAACUUUAAAUUAAGAUUAAUUUUUAUGGUGAUAUU
This is a messenger RNA of Anastrepha obliqua, 833 nucleotides long. RefSeq names its product enhancer of split malpha protein (gene Tom). The record is from RefSeq and is a predicted model, not a curated record. Lineage: Eukaryota; Metazoa; Arthropoda; Insecta; Diptera; Tephritidae. The transcript has a single exon. The coding region runs from base 76 to 561 and encodes 161 amino acids. Gene Ontology annotation, biological process: sensory organ development; Notch signaling pathway.